CGUGUACCAGAGGUGCAGAUUCCGGAGAGGAAAUCCGGGAGAAACUGUCACAUCGUUUUACAGCCUCCUCGGUAACCUGUGCAGCACAGUUGGAGCCGUUCUGUCCAGACAGCUGCAUAUUCAGAUAUUAAUGGGUGCUUUUGCUGCUGUUUUGGAUGCUGUCCAUUUUGUGUCUUGCUGUGUCCCUUUGCUCCUGUGCUGGAACUCAAAGGCAGAAAGGAGGCAGAGGAUGCUGAGGGGCCGGAGGAGGCAGCACCUCCUUGCUGUGUGUGUGCUGAUGGUCGUUGCUGGAGGUUUUCUGAAGUCGAGGGUCACCAAUCUCCCAGCAGACAGACCUCUAAUCAGGAGGAGACUGCUGCAUGUCACACUCCAAGACAACACUGAAAUCCUCGGUUACAUACUUGGCCUAUUGUCCUUUGUCAUCACAUGUACCUCCAGGUUCCCUGCAGUCUGCAGAGCAUACAAAGGACAGAUGUUCACCUGGACUUCCAUGUUCUCUGGACUGCUCUGCUCACUGGCUAGUGGCCUCUAUGCUGCUGCAAUACUCCUCUACGACACUCAGUUUGGGUUUCUUCUAAGAGUCAUGCCGUGGCUGCUGUCAGCAAUAUGCUGUGUCACCCUGGACCUACUUAUUCUAGUCAUCCACUGGUGCAAGAGAGGAACCAGACAGCAGUUUUCCAGUUUUUCUACAGACACUCAAAGCCUUUUAGGCGGCACACAAACCCCGGCAGAGGAUAACGCUGUCAUGAAGAGACAAAGAAAACAGCAAGUUCACUUAUCAGCACAAACAAAAACUAAAGAUGUCCAGAAGAUGACUGAGAUGGGCCGUUACAUGGAUGUCAGUGUUCAACCUCCAAGAAAAGAGGUGAUGACCAAGGACCAACUUUUUGAUGGAAAGGUGCGAGUGAUCAGAGUCAGCAGUUUCUGCUCCUCAGAUACAUCCUAUGACUCGUCAGUAGUGAGUUCUGAUCUAGAGUGGGAUUUUGAAGAAGCAAAUGUUCAGUGGCGUGAACCAACAGCAAACAAGAAACACAACGCAAAACAACACUUUCCACCACAUGGGUGGCCAACAAACAGCAAACCCUGUAAGAUCUGCAUCUGUGCCAUGUCUGGCCUCUCACAGAAGACUGUGCCUGGUACAGAGGAGUGCGAGAGUGUCUCUUCUGCAAGCCUUCUGAAAUGACAAAGAAAUGUUGCUGUAAUGUGGCAUAUCUGGUGUCUUAAUUUCAGAGGGAAUAAAAAAACUGUGAUAUGA
Larimichthys crocea (large yellow croaker) is the source of this 1255-nucleotide messenger RNA. It is a transcript of the gene tmem44, whose product is annotated as transmembrane protein 44. The record is from RefSeq and is a predicted model, not a curated record. The coding region runs from base 131 to 1183 and encodes 350 amino acids. Gene Ontology annotation, cellular component: membrane. Lineage: Eukaryota; Metazoa; Chordata; Actinopteri; Sciaenidae. Gene Ontology annotation, molecular function: basic amino acid transmembrane transporter activity. The transcript is spliced from 9 exons.